Mesorhabditis belari is the source of this 672-nucleotide messenger RNA. The record is from the annotation of a GenBank genome assembly. NCBI's taxonomy places the organism in Eukaryota, Metazoa, Nematoda, Chromadorea, Rhabditida, Rhabditidae.
AUGGUGACGACGGGUUCAGUGGGCAAUUCCUCAAAAUCAGCCCCGUAUUCGAGAUCCUUUUCCACUGGUUAUGUUCAUCCUGGAUCGGAGACUGAUUCAGAUGAUCGCCAAGGAAUCUUUCAAUCGAAAGAAGAAAAGAAACUUUUUCUGGCUGGAGUUACGAUAAAACAUGCUGCUUUUGGAUCAGCUUUUGCUACUGCAGCACAAAUUUUUGCGAAUUUCUAUAUUUUUAUGAUGGGUUGUGGUGUAACGACGUUGGACAUGCUAUUCGCGAAUUUUCCUGUCAUAUUCGGUUUCAUAACGAUUGGCCUAUUUAUCUAUGCGAUUUUGAGUAAUCUCUCCUUCAGUAUACGACCGUUUAUCAUUCAUCAAAUCACGGCCAUUAUCAUCCUCGUUCUCGUCCUAUUUCUCUUCAUGUAUUGCAUUUUCCAUUUGCAUAAUUUCAAUCCAAUUCCUCCAUUGACUCUUGACGGAGAUUUUGAUGGAAUUGAAAGAAUUCGAUCAAAGAUGACCUUCUUUUUAGAACCUCUUUCAACAGCUCAACGCGCGGGUUUUUCCUUGUUUCUACUGGUGAAUUUCACGAUUUCGAUCACUUCAUUGCAUGUGGCUAUGAUUCUUCACACCCAUUUGGAGAGUUGUCUGAAAGUGGUAAGCAAUGAUGUGACUGAAGUU